AUGACGAACUUCCAGAUUCAAAUCAUCUCCGACACCAUCUGCCCUGUAAGUCCACCGAACCCCAGCACCAACCAACUAACCCCAGCCCAGUGGUGUUACGUGGGCUACCGCCGGCUAUCGCGGGCAAUUACCACCCACCAAGCCCUAAACCCAGCCGACACAUUCAGUCUCCACUGGAAAGCCUUCUACCUGAACCCAGCGGGAGCAGCCUACCCCGGCGUGAACAAAGCCGAGAUGUACAGCCAGAAAUUCGGGGCCGGACGCACCGAAGCCAUCUUCGCCCGUCUGGCAGCCGUGGGCGAAGGCGACGGCAUCAAGUUCAGCUUUGGUGGCAAUUCCGGAUCAACUCGGGACUCGCACCGACUGCUUUGGUAUGCCGGGCAGAAGGAGGGGAGUCAGAGUCAGAGUGGGAGUGGACUGGUGGGCGGAUUGCAGACUCGUGUGGCGGAGCAGCUGUUCCGGGCGUAUUUCGAGGAUGAGAAGAACAUUACGGACUUGAAGGUGUUGGUGGAGGCGGGAGUUGGGGGUGGGUUGGAUCGGGAGGAGGUGAAGAAGGUGCUGAAUGAAGAUGUUGGGGCCGAGGAGGUGGAUUUGGAGGCGAAGACGGCUGCGAGUCGACUCGUUUCGGGGGUGCCUUAUAUUACGGUGCAGGGCAAGUAUCAUGUGGAGGGGGCUGACGAACCCGAGGCAUUCUUGGAGAUCUUUGAAAAGAUCAAGGCGGAUGAGAAGUAG
Molecule: messenger RNA, 732 nt
Organism: Penicillium olsonii
Lineage: Eukaryota; Fungi; Ascomycota; Eurotiomycetes; Eurotiales; Aspergillaceae
Source: the annotation of a GenBank genome assembly